Microdochium trichocladiopsis is the source of this 1515-nucleotide messenger RNA. RefSeq lists its product as uncharacterized. The record is from RefSeq and is a predicted model, not a curated record. Lineage: Eukaryota; Fungi; Ascomycota; Sordariomycetes; Xylariales; Microdochiaceae. The transcript is spliced from 2 exons. The coding region runs from base 196 to 1023 and encodes 275 amino acids.
CAUCGCAAACAGGUUGGACCACUGCGUCUUGGCCACCCGACGACACGGCGAGCCAAUUCCAUAUCAUCUCGGGUUCUUGUAACUCAAGACGACGUCAACCGCGACUGCACCAACGAGAGAGUGACGAUCGUCGAUUUUUGAUCCCCACGCAUCUAGGGAGAAGCACACACAUUCACACCCCCUCAGCCACCAACCAUGGCCAGUCACGACACAAAGAUUGUGCUCAUCACUGGUGCCAACACGGGCAUCGGAUGGGAGGCUGUCAAGGCUUUUCUCCAGUCCGACGCGCACUAUCUCGUGCUCAUGGGCAGCCGCUCACUCGACAAGGCCGCCGAGGCCAUCGCCAAGGUGCGACAGGAGGUGCCAAAUUCACGCAGCACCGUCGAACCCGUCCAGGUGGACAUCUCGAGCGACGACUCGAUCCAGUCUGCGUACGAGGCCGUGCAGACCAAGUACGGCAGGCUCGACGCUCUCGUGAAUAAUGUCGGCGCAUCAUACGAGGGCGAGGCCAGGCAAGGCAAGUGCACCAUGCGCGAGGCCUGGAACAAGAACUUUGACGUCAACGUCUCGGGCACGUAUGUCAUGACCCAGACCUUCAUGCCGCUGCUCCUCAAGUCCAGCGGCGGCGGCCGGCUCCUGUUCAUCACCAGCGGCCUGUCCAGCCUGAGCAAGUACAGCGAACAGCCGUACCCGGCCCCGAAGCCGCCCGCGGGCGAGGGCAAGUGGCCAAAGGAGGAGCUCGACCAGUUCAACGACACGAUGGCCUACCGGUCGACCAAGACGGCGCUCAACAUGAUGAUGCUCAACUUUGCGUGGCAGCUCACAAACGACAACGUCAAGGUCUUUGCCAUCAGCCCCGGGUUCCUGGUCACGGGCCUCGGCGGCAUGACGGAGGCGAUGAAGAAGCGUCGUGCCGGGCCGGCUAGCGUUGGAGGGCAGUUCAUCAAGGAUGUCGUCGAGGGCAAGAGGGAUGCGGAUGCGGGCAAGAUUGUCCAUUCGAACGGGAGCGUCCAGCCGUGGUGAUGCCGAAGAAAAGAAUCAAGAUCCCAUGCCGUACACAUUACAGGAUUCUCUAUUCGCCUACGGACUCGUCCCUGCAGGUAUUUGCGCCCUCUCAUCAUCCUCUGAGAGUGACAGUGUCAUAUACUGCAUUAGAUUAAUCCAUUUGAUUUGAUUUUGAUUUUAAGAAACCGCAGGGAUGAACCCAGGAUGCUCGCAUACACGUUGACGUGGUAAUGCUUAGAAUCCGUUUGUGAGAUAUCGGCCCCGAAUAAAUGACGUCACAAAUAGCAUGAAUAUACCAAAGUCCCUCUUUGUCAGCUCAUGAUUCAAGGCCAAUGAGACUGUCUAUACCAACAUUGACAGAUGCCAGUGUUUCUGUCAGCUGACGUCGAUAAGUGUGCCCCGUGGCAUAUCGUGUUGUGAGGUUUGGCUGGAACGUCAACAAUAUGGAAGACAAGGUUGGCUACCAUAAUGGUUUCCUACUAGGUUUUCCAUGAUUUCGAAAUUCACUCG